This is a messenger RNA of Drosophila nasuta, 1362 nucleotides long. Its product is annotated as L-dopachrome tautomerase yellow-f2-like. The transcript has 4 exons. Gene Ontology annotation, cellular component: extracellular region. The record is from RefSeq and is a predicted model, not a curated record. The coding region runs from base 1 to 1362 and encodes 453 amino acids. NCBI's taxonomy places the organism in Eukaryota, Metazoa, Arthropoda, Insecta, Diptera, Drosophilidae.
AUGGCGAAAUCGUUAUUUCUGCUCUGCUUACAUGUGUUGAUCUUGAUCGACAUGAUUCAGGGCGACGGCAUGAUUGAGGUCUUUAAAUGGAAACAAAUGGAUUAUUACAAUCGCGGGGAUAAGCGCCUUCAUCGAAUGCCUGAUCCAUCAGCACCAGUUGUGUUCCCAGGUCGUUAUGGCCGUGAAAACCAUUUUCGUGGAAAACGUGAUGUGCUGACUUCACGCGACACACCUGCUGGAAUCAUGCCACGGAGUAAUAUGGCCGCCACCGAGAAUACAGGUCCAUAUGUGGCCUACAAUAAUGUACCCAUGGGUGUAACCCACUUUAGAGGUCGCCUAUUCGUCACCAUGCCGCGCAGGCGGGUGGGAAUACCAUCGACCUUGAAUUUCAUUGAUAUGCGAAGCGAUGGCAAACAGCGCAGUCCCAAGCUUCGCGCCUAUCCGGACUUCGAGUUGAACCAGUUUAAUGCAAGCGAGACAAAUCUGGUCUCUGUCUAUCGCACCACAGUGGAUGCUUGCCAAAGAUUGUGGUUCAUUGACACUGGCAUGUUGGAAUAUCCAAACAAUCGUCAGCAAAUCAGACGGCCAAGCAUUUGGAUUGUCGACCUUGCAACUGAUCGUGUGCGUAAGCGGUACGACAUCCCCGAGAGCAUUGUGGAAACGGGACGUGGUCUGGCCAGCUUAACCAUUGAUGUGGGCGACAGGCAUCAAUGCCAAAAGGCUUAUGCUUAUAUACCAGAUUUGGUCAACAGUCGUCUGUAUGUGUACAGCUUGGAGGAGGAUCAUAUGUGGGUCUUUCAACACAACUAUUUCAACUUUGAUCCAUUGGCUGGAGAUUUGCAUAUUGGUGGUCAGACAUUCCGUUGGGAUGAUGGCAUCUUUUCCACCACGCUCGGACCGAAACAGAGCGACGGCAGUCAUGAUGUUUACUUCCAUGCCAUGGCCAGCAACAACGAGUUCGUAGUCUCUAAUCGAGUGCUACAAAAAGAAUCAAAUGCGGCGCGUUCGGAUCAUGGCAACGAUUUCCGUGUGUUGGGCAGUCGAGGUGUAAAUAAACAGUGUACAAUGCACGAUUACGAUCCGCGGACCGGCGUCGUGUUCUAUGCUGAGAUUCAGACAAAUGGCGUUGGGUGCUGGAAGUCCAGCCAGCCCUUCUCGGCUGCUAGUCACGGCAUUGUUGCUUCCGAUCCUCAGAAUAUGAUCUAUCCCAGUGAUCUAACGAUCGAUGAGGAUGGCGUCAUUUGGGUAAUGUCAAACUCAAUGCCCAUUUUCAUUUAUUCGCAGCUGGAUCCGAACGCAUAUAAUUUCCGCAUCUGGAAGCAGGAUGUUUACGAGGCCAAACACAACACGGUCUGCGAGUAG